Suillus subaureus is the source of this 1263-nucleotide messenger RNA. RefSeq lists its product as uncharacterized. The coding region runs from base 1 to 1263 and encodes 420 amino acids. The transcript is spliced from 2 exons. The record is from RefSeq and is a predicted model, not a curated record. NCBI's taxonomy places the organism in Eukaryota, Fungi, Basidiomycota, Agaricomycetes, Boletales, Suillaceae.
AUGCACGUUGCUGCCAUCAACGUUGGUGAUCUUCUCAUACCUCUCUGGCGAGGUACCUUCAGGGCAGACCCCACAGACGACAAAUCUACAUGGGAUUGGGCUGUUCUCACGAAGGAUGCCUGGAAAGCACAUGGAUCCAUCAUCGCUAGCGCAACUCCCUUUCUGCCAGGCUCAUUUGACCGACCACCUCGUAAUCCUGCCGAGAAGAUUAAUAGUGGUUACAAGGCAUGGGAAUGGCUCCUUUACUUAUACAGAAUGGCACCUGCGACACUAUUCGGUAUCCUUCCCACCCCAUACUGGACCAAUCUGUGUCAUCUUGUGCGCGGAAUGCGUCUGAUGCAACAGUACCAUAUCCCCCGAUCAGAUCUUGUCGAUGCUCACCAGCAUCUCAUUGAUUUCUCGCAAGACUUCGAGGAAAUUUAUUACCAACGCCACAUAGAUCGCCUUCACUUUGUUUGCCCAUGGAUCCAUUCUACAUUACAUAUUGCCCCUGAAACUAUCAACAAGGGACCGCCAAUUUGUUCGUCACAAUGGACAAUGGAGCAGACCAUUGGCAACCUAGCUCAAGAAAUCCGACUUCACAACACAUCUGUCUAUGCCAAUCUGUCUCAACGUGCUGUACGCCGUUGUCAAGUCAAUGCAAUCAAAGUCAUCAUUCCCUCAAUCAAACCCGCAAAAACUAACCUUCCACAAGGUUCACAAGACCUAGGAAACGGUUACGUGCUGUUACGCCGUCGAGAACGCACUCCUCACACAGUUCGGCGCUGUGAAUCCGAUGCCAUUCUUCGAUAUCUCACUGCAAAAGACAUACAUGUUCCUACUACCCCUCGAAUCAUUAGGUGGGCUCGACUUCAACUUCCCAAUGGACAGGUCGCACGAUCUGCGUGGAAGGAGCUUGCAAUGACUAGGCAGCCAAGGAUGGCGCGAAAUUUAUUCAUUGAUGGGACAACAACUAUUGCAGAAGUCCUUUUUUAUUUCAACAUGACGAUUCACGAUGAAGACAAGACCUUCGCACUCAUUUCAGAAUAUGGACCGCCACACCCAGAACUUUUGGAGCGCUCAUUCCAGACUGUCGUUGCAUGCACAUAUCGUGGCGACGCAUCAUUGCGACUCAUUGAAGUUUCUCAUAUCCAAUCAGUGGUCGCCAUGAUUCCACAUCAGUUUCCCGGCAUUGAUGGAGUGUUGUUUUACCUUGUAGAGCGUCCAGGGCUGGAUAUCAUCAGGAUGGGCGGCACUGAGGAUAAUAUCCCUGAUGAGGACUAG